AUGUCUGUUGAAGGCGUUCGCAUUCUCGGCCCUGUUCUUGGCGACCACGCCAAGAUCCUCACCCCUGAAGCUGUAAAGUUCCUAACGGUACUUCACCGUAACUUUGAACCUGUCCGUCAAGAGCGUCUGAAGGCCCGCGUUGCUCGUCAGGUUGAGCUCGAUGGCGGUAAGACUCUGGACUUCCUGCCUCACACACGACACAUCCGUGAGGACCCUUCGUGGCGAUGUGCCAUUCCUGCCCCUGGACUCCGCGACCGUCGUGUUGAAAUCACCGGCCCUGUUGACCGCAAGAUGGUCAUUAACGCCUUGAACUCGGGCGCCUACACCUACAUGGCUGACUUUGAGGACUCGAACUCGCCUACUUGGGCCAACAACCUUGAUGGCCAGGUCAACCUGCACGAUGCGAUUAACCGCCGCGUUGACUUCAAGGCUUCGAACGGCAAGGAAUACAAGUUGAAGCCUGCCGGCCAGCUGGCCACCCUGAUUGUUCGCCCUCGUGGCUGGCAUCUCAACGAGGAGUUUUUCCUCGUGGAUGGUAAGCCCAUGUCGGGUGGUCUGUUUGACUUUGGUCUAUUCUUCUUCCACAACGCUGAGCAACUUGUGAAGAACGGCUUUGGUCCCUACUUCUACCUUCCCAAGAUGGAGUCUCACCUUGAGGCUCGCCUAUGGAACGAUGUGUUUAACCUGGCUCAGGACUACAUUAACAUGCCGCGUGGCACUAUCCGUGGCACUGUACUCAUUGAGACCAUCACAGCUGCCUUCGAGAUGGAAGAGAUCCUCUACGAGCUUCGUCAGCAUUCGUCGGGUCUCAACUGCGGCCGCUGGGAUUACAUUUUCUCGUUCAUUAAGCGCCAGCGCUACAACCAGUCGGCUGUGCUCCCUGACCGUGCCUCCGUCACCAUGACGGCUCCUUUCAUGCAGGCCUACGUGAACCUCCUUAUCCAGACCUGCCACAAGCGAGGUGCUGCGGCUAUUGGUGGUAUGGCUGCUCAGAUUCCGAUCAAGGAAGACCCGAAGGCCAACGAUGUGGCUAUGGAGAAGGUUCGUGCUGACAAGCACCGCGAGGUGACUGCUGGCCACGACGGUACCUGGGUGGCUCACCCUGCUCUGGUCAAGAUUGCCCUGGAGGUGUUCAACAAGCACAUGCUCGGCCCGAACCAAUACCACGUCCGCCGUGAGGAGGUGAAGGUCACUGCGCUCGACCUGCUUAACCCGAACGUCGCUGGCCAGAUCACCGAGGGUGGCGCGCGUGCCAACGUCUCAGCUCUGUUGGCCUACUGUGCCAACUGGGUGAAGGGCAAUGGCUGUGUCCCCAUCAACCACCUUAUGGAGGACGCUGCUACCGCGGAGAUCUCGCGUAUCUCGCUCUGGCAGUGGGUGUUCCAUGGCUCGAAGACCGUGGAUGGCAAGCCGAUUACUCCCCAGUUUGUGGAUGAUCUCAUUGCUUCGGAAGCUGCUAAGCUGUCAAAGCUAGACCCCAAGGCUGUUGACCUGUCGCGUCGCUACCUGUCGCAGCAGGUCCGUGCGAAGGAGCCUAGCGAAUUCCUGACGUCGGAUCUGACUGCCCACCUCGACAACUCCCAGUCGAUGUCGCGCAUCUAA
Messenger RNA from Malassezia sympodialis ATCC 42132, 1602 nucleotides. RefSeq names its product malate synthase (gene DAL7). Gene Ontology annotation, molecular function: malate synthase activity. Gene Ontology annotation, cellular component: cytoplasm; peroxisomal matrix. Lineage: Eukaryota; Fungi; Basidiomycota; Malasseziomycetes; Malasseziales; Malasseziaceae. The record is from RefSeq and is a predicted model, not a curated record. Gene Ontology annotation, biological process: glyoxylate cycle.